Molecule: messenger RNA, 14430 nt
Organism: Porites evermanni
Lineage: Eukaryota; Metazoa; Cnidaria; Anthozoa; Scleractinia; Poritidae
Source: the annotation of a GenBank genome assembly
AUGACUAUACCAGUUCAACUACACGUGAUGACUAUAAACGCGCUGGCAAAACGGAGCUCUCAGAUGGGAGAAGACAUGGCGGCCAAGAUCGAGGAGAGCUCCGAGCACAGUACAGAUGGAGUAGCUGGUACGCCGAAGGAAGCUGCUCUGCGCGAGCUGAUGGAAAGAACGAAAUACCCGAUCAGGCAGUUCAAUGGCCAACGCAGAUAUGGGCCACCUCCGAACUGGAAUGCACCUCCCCCUCCACGUGGCUGCGAAGUUUUUGUGGGAAAAGUUCCUCGAGAUUUAUACGAAGAUGAAUUGGUCCCUGUAUUUGAGGCUUUAGGCGAAAUCUACGAAGUUCGACUUAUGAUGGAUUUCAACGGACAGAAUCGUGGUUACGCGUUCGUUGUUUACACGAAUAAGGAAGACGCCAAGAAGAGUGUCAAGAGUUUGAACAAUUACGAAAUACGUAAGGGAAAAUGUAUCGGGGUUUGUAGCUCAGUGGACAAUUGUCGAUUAUUCGUUGGAGGUAUCCCAAAGAAGGUUAAGAAGGACGAAAUCAUGACAGAAAUGGUGAAAGUUACAGACAACGUUGUAGAUGUAAUUGUUUACCCAUCAGCUCAGGACAAGACGAAGAAUCGAGGCUUUGCGUUCGUUGAAUACAGUUCGCAUCGCGAUGCUGCAAUGGCCCGAAGAAAACUUAUGACUGGUAAAAUUCAGCUCUGGGGACAUCAGAUCGCUGUCGACUGGGCUGAACCGGAGCAAGAAGUGGACGAAGAAAUCAUGGAUCAGGUUAGAUUUUUAUUUACGGUGCGUCGUUACCCAAAGUAGCCCCUCCCCCAUCUUCGCAGUGCUAAACGUGCCUUACGAUAUCUCCUAUAGCUCGUUGCUUUUCGAAGUUCUUACUACCAGUCGUGAUUUUAUUUAGAAUUUACUAGUGUGGGAGUUUAUCGUAAUAACAGUCGGUGCUCCUUUAUGCUAAGUCCAGCCUUGUAUAGAGAAGUUUAUUUGUUGAUGUCGUGUUAUUUCACUUCCUUUGUUCAACGAAGCUUGUCUUUGUCGUUGUUAAGCAUUAGCUUUUUAUUGGAGUAAUUAGUUACUCUUUGCAGUCUUUUGUCGUUUCACGACGAUUAUGUCGGAGGCGCGAUGCAAUGCAAAAGCUUUAAGCAACCGCUAUACUUCAAUAGAACCGCAAGAGAUCGAUUUAAUUUUUUUAUUUGGCUUUGUUUUCAAGGUGAAAGUUCUUUACGCCCGAAAUCUUCUAUUAAGCACGACCGAGGAUACAAUAGAACAAGUCUUCAGCAAAUUUGGCGAAGUUGAGCGAGUUAAGAAGAUCAAAGAUUACAGUUUUAUUCACUUUCGCACCAAGGAACAAGCCAGAACAGCUUUGGAGGCCAUGAACGGUAAUAAAAUUUUUAUGUUUAUGUUUUGUGGAUCGACAAAUUUUAACAGGUACAGGGAAGGCUUUUUUUGAACUAGUGAAUGCAGUCCCCGCGGUAUGUCAACGGAAACCCGCUUCUUUCUGUAACCAGAAUCAAUUGUGUUUUUUGUUUUCUUUUGUUAAAAUUAAUGUAAAAUUUCACACUUGAGUUACUAACUUCUGUGUCUUCGCAGUGUUACCAAAAAAUUCCCGGGGGAUCGUUUUGACCGCGCGAAAGCGGCUUUCGAAUGUUUUGUCUUAAAAUUGCCGAUCGUUGACCAUUUCCUUUUGAGUUCGCGGAAAGAAAAACACGAAUUAACGCAGGUUGAAAGAGACUUAAAACAGCUCACGCUUGUCUGUUAGCGGCUUGAAGUUUGUUCCAGUGAAGAGGGUAUUUUCUUUUCUGCAAGUUUCCCUAGUGAUGUGAAAUCGAACACUUCACUCGAGAACGUGCCUUGUGUUUAUGUUUAAGCGUUAUUCAAUACUUGUUUUUUUUUUCCAACUGGAGGUCCAAAAUUUUGAUCUUUGCUUAGUGUCGGCGAGUAGCGUAAACCACUUUGAAGACUCUAAACAUAAACAGUGGUUUAGAUUCAGAGGUUUUGAACGAAUGUUCCAUAAGGCGCUUUACUCAGCUUGGAUUUAACCACUAAACGUACAGUAACUCGUGAUUAAGACUCGUACUAUGUCUGUCACACGUUCAGUCAGUGCACUGUAUUAGACUCAUUUUGGUGAAUGACCUACAGAAAGUAAUCCGAACUCUCCCGCUGGUUACCUUUAUUAUUAUUGAUUGCAAGAUUUUUUCAUAUACGUGAUUUCCUGAGCGGAAUUUUCUGCGUUAAUAGUUGGGACCUACUGGAACUUUCAAAGGCAGGAAGCCCUCUCUGUUACAAAACGUAACUUUAUCUUGCCCGUACUGUUGCUAAUUAUAACCGUUUUCCUGUAAGCCCGUUUUAAUUGUCAGUCAUUUAGACUGUUUCUACAUUUAGAGAUGACCUUGAGAAAAUCGUGGGUUGUAGGUUUAAGUUUUUUUUCGAAAGAUACAUUGUUUUAAAGUCGUGAUGUUCUUGCUGUGCGGUUAUCUCUCGUUCAAAAUUCUUCACUUUUUUUUUCUAUUUUAGACCGUAUUUUCAGAUUUUAGUCGUGACUAAGCCUUGUCUUGUGCUUUGUUCAAGGCUGCUCAAAAUAACUUCUGACCACAAAUGUCUCCUUUAUGAAAUAUGUUGGAAUAAAACCAGAAGACGCCUUCAAGCAGGUUUAAAAAGAUAGCUACAACAUUGUUCUGAUCCUUCCUCCAAAAGCUGAAGCCCUCCCCUCUUAAAUCUAACUUUCUGCUUGCAAAUUUUUUGAGAUGUUGAGGUCAUAGCAGGAAAAGGUAAAAUGCUGUUGUCAGAUUUUUUACAAAAUGUUAAUUUUAUUGUUACAUAUUUAAGAAAGAUUGCUCUUCACGUCCAAAUUUUAAUGCAGUUGGAUGUUUUGGAAAUAAAGUCAAAAAAGUAUGCAAGUAUUAAUAAUAAUAUUGUCUGUCAGCCCUUUUUUCAGCAGGUUUUAAGUUUUGUAGCUUGGUUUCCACAAUCACAGCACCCAAUUUUUAUGUUUGGACAAAACAAUCAAGUUCAUUCUACAUAAAUAUCAUAGUUGUUUUCUUGAACUACUGAUGAUUAAGGAAAUUUUAAAAACAAAAACAUCUGCGUAUAUACAGUGAUAAUUGUUUGCAGUUGAAAUUUGUAACUUUACCUUCUUUUUGAAAUGCCUAAGGCAAAUUUUAUCCACAUAAAUUUUACCAACCACUAAAACAUUGUUUUCUGAAUUUUUUUAACAAGCAAAAGGACAACCUUUUUGGGGGGUAGUAAUGUGCUGAGUUGUCCAUACAGAUGCUUGUUCUACCCGGUUGACUUAGACAUCACAACACACUUAGGUACAGUGAUUGCAGUUACCUAAUGAACAGUUAAAAAAGAUCUCGUACAGUUUUAUCAUUGUGCCGCAGUGGAAAACAUUUUUGCCCAAAAGAAAAAAAACAUCUUGGAAAAGGGCAAAAAAGACCCCAAAAUUGGACUCACUGAAGCGUCUUCACAAUCGUACUGUGUGCAUGCUAAUCGCAGUCAACAAACUUGACUCAUUGAUUAAAAAUAUUAUUCCAUAGAAUUUCUUUUGUUGAAAGAGCAUUCUAGUUUUGGUUGUCGUAAUUUAAAGGAAUUUAGAUGAUGACUGGACAAUUCACUUGUCAUGAUGUUUUGAGAUGUGAUUUUGCAAGAUACAAAUUACAUGUCACUAUCUUGAAAUAUCAGAUAAUAUAGAUCACAGAAAACUACAGAGGAUAAAGGACAGUUUAGAAUGGAGCCAAUUAAUGCCAGUUCAUGAGAAAUAAAGGGUGAAUUUUUCAAGGAACAGAAACUGUGAGUUAGCUUGACCUUUAACUAAAUGAUAACUCGGCAUUUAAAGAUGAAAGGGUAAAUUGUAUAAUUAUCCAAAAACCGUAGGAGUUUAAAUUAUGAGGUCAGUUUUACAAAAAGGUAGUCAUAAAUCAAGUGCCACAUUCCAACAUGGCUUUUGGGUUGGUUUGUUUCUUCGUGUAUGUUCAGGAAAAGUUUUACAAGCUUUUCUGGACACAGGCCUGCCCAGAGGGAAUAGGCACGAAUGGAACUCUUAGGUCCCAUGCAAGGUGCCAUCCCUACCCAAUCCCACAACCUGUAAAGGUUGGCCACACCACCGGGGUCUACGUUCCCUAGUCUUUUCGAACAGUAGUCUGGGUUCUUUUACGUCCCACAAGAACAGAUCAAUGAAAGUGCUAUGAGACGGGACCUAUGGUUUUUCGUCCUUAUCUGAGAAGACUAGAAAGUCUAAUCAUUUGCAGAUGUCAUUACAAAGGCAGCACUUUCUUCUCAGUUAUUUAAAGACCCUGAGUGUUGGUCUGGCCGGGGUUUGAACCCGCGACCUCCCGCUCAGCAGACCGGCGCUUUCGCAACUGAGCUAACCAGGCAACGGUUAAAACCUUUUAGUAGCCCUUGCUUUGGUGUUUUGCUGUCAAAAUGGUCAAGGCAUUUUAAGAUUUUAGAUUUUCCUACACAUUGCAUGGCAUGCAUGUACAAUAACACACAGAUGGGGACAUUACACCUAGAAAACUCACAAUAUUAUAUCAGGUUGGAAUAAAUACAAACUCGUGUUAAUCAUCAUAUUUCAAUGUAUCGUAGAUGUUUGAUAAAAUCUCUAGCAGUAAUGACUAUAAACUUUCAUGUUCUUUGUGCAGUUCUUGUAGAGAAUGCAUAAAAUUAAUAUUCACCUAUUCUUUCAUUCUAUCAAAGUUUUGGCCAAUACACGUCAAGGUAAUUAAAGCAUGACAAACAGGAUUUUUUGUUAAAAAACUGACGUGCUUAUCCUGUGCAGAAAGAUUUAUGCCCAGUUCAAACAUCCAUCUUUUCAUGAAUCAAACCUAAUCCCUUCAAUUAAGUACAUGAAAAUAUCAACAUUUCAAUCGAUUAAGUUGACAUGUAUGGUCAACCCAAGAAUUAAGUUCGAGUGGCCCACAUGGGAAUUUUGACUUCAGAGCGACUUGGUUUCAAACGUCAAACCUUUCAUGUGCUGAACCUAAUAAACAAAUUACUGUAAUUCAUUUUUACUGGACAGGUAAACAUUUUAGACCAUUGUACAUCGUGAAAUGAAUUGAGUGCGACUAAUUAAGCUCGAGGUUUGGUACAUGAAAAGUUUGACAUUUGAACUGGGCUUGCUGGCCUUUCAGUGCUAUUUUUCUCUCAUCAAAUUUUGGAGCUUAGUCUGCAGUGAGGCAAUGAAGAUUUUGGUAUUACAUCUGAAAGUUUUCCUGUUUAAACUGACAGAGACUUAAUGUUUUUUUUCCAGGCAAGGAGCUUGAUGGAAAUGAAAUAGAAGUGACACUUGCUAAGCCGGUGGACAAGGAUCACCGCCAAGCCAAAGCAGCAGCAAAAGCCGUGAUGAGUGCUACAACAUACCCCAGCUUCACUCCAUAUGAUUACCCUACAAACUCAGCUGCAUAUGGCUUCCCAGCGUAUGGUAGCCAGUACUUUAUGUAUGGAAGUCCAGUGACAUCGACAAUGGGGUGAGAAUUAGCAGGAUGUCAUGUAACAAAUUGACAACAAUUUACCAUGGUCUAUACCCUUAUUGACCUCGGAAAUGAAAUGAAAAGAUCCAACUGCAAAGUUCUGAAUAUUUUGAUGUCAUUUGUAUGGUCGGCAAGAGUAAUGGGUCAUGGUAGAUGGUUGAUUGUUUUCUAAAAUAACGUUGACAGUUUGUAAGUUCCAUGUUUGUUGAAUCGCAUGCGAAGGAAAGAGAAAAACAAUUUGUGCCACCAUCAUGUCAUUUCUAAUUUGUCUGUACUCUCAGAUCAAAGAUGAGUUUUGCACUUCAAUUUUUUAGAAUUCAAAAACCCAUCCAGUGUUUUGACCCUUGAGAAAUGUUGUCAGUGUGUUAGUGGCCAAAAACAAUAUGAACGUUUUUUUUUUUCACCAGUGGUGUGAGGCCUCCUUUUGGAAUGGUGAGGACAAGAGGGCGAGGUCGAUCUGCAGCUGGUAGCAGAGCAGCGGGAAAUAAGGGAAUGUAUCUGCCUGCCACUGGUAGCUACCCUUUUAAUGGUUUCAGAGGUUAUUACCCUACAGUGCGACCAGGAUGGUAUGGAGAUGGAUACAGCAAGAGGGGAGGAAGACAAGAAGUAUGUCCACUUGACUUUUCGCCAUAUUAAAAAGUUAAUCCAUCAACUUAUCUGUUGACUAUUUCCCCUUGUAUGGCUUAAUUGAUACUGUAUUCCCCUGUUACUGGGACUGGUGAAAUCCGAUGUUAUUAUAUAGCAAGGUAGUUGUAUUAAUGUUGUUUUGUUUGUGGUAAUAAUCGCAUAUUAAGAAUAGUUGAGAUUCCAGCUCAUGUGGGAUACGAAAUGGUUUUAGUAAUUUCUUGGUGAUGCAAAUGGGCACAAUCACCACAUUUAGUAAUACAAAAGAUUUAAAAGGCACUGAAAAAUAACCAUCUCACAACACAAUAUCUAACCAACAUGGUUUCCUCACACACACACACCCACCGAAAAAAAAAUGGCAAGUAGCUUGCAUGAAAACAAAGUAAAUUGUGGGCAAUGAGUUUUCAUCACCAUGUAUACACAGAACACCCUACAGGAAACAAAAUUUGGCAGAGUUUUGUUGAUUACAACAAGAAAAUCACGAGUUUGUCAACACUUGGAAUGAAAGUACUGUAUGUGAUCCUAAUGUUUGAGUAGUCGUAAGUUGGGAACUACUUCAUGUUAAGUAAACAGGUCAUGAGAAUUGAAAAAACAUUCACUGACUCUGGACUGUGUUGUAACUUCAGGUAAAAAACACCUCCUUACUUAAAAAUUUUGUAGCUUUUGAAAUUGUCAUGGGAAUUAGGGUUUUGAGAAAUUAAUGAUAUACUGUGACAAUUUAACCUAAAACAUGAAUUUUCAGUAACUUUCACAUGUAUCUCAAAGAAAAAAUUUUAUUUUCUCUUGAUGUUAUACAAGAAAGGAAAACUAACUUAAAUUUAAAUACAGUGUAGAUACUAGUGUUCUGAGGGGCCUAAACAAGGUGAUUUAAGAUAAGUUUUAGUUGGUUUCAUUUAAAAUGGCAAUGAGCUCUAGUCUGCACCACUAAAUUUUAACAUCAAGAAGAGGUCUUUGUUUUGUAUAAAACUUUCACACUGACUACAGUGGUGGACAAAACCCUCCAUCUGUGGACUACCCAUAUGGACUAUCCUAGAAUGAACUACACCACUGUAGUUUAGUGAUUAGGGUUAGGAAACUCAGUGAAUCAUGUUUUCAUUAUACUUUGAAAACUGACCUUAAACUUGAUUCACCCAGUUUUCUAACCCUUAUCACUAAACUGUAAUGGCGUACUCCACGUUAGGCUAGUCCAUAUGGGUAGUCCAUGGACAGGGGUCAGUGUUUUGUCCACCACUACUGACUUCAUGUGCCAAAUUCACCUGUAAGUGACAUAACUGCACUUGUUGCUGUAGGAACGUAUGUUUGAUCUGGUGCCGGGAAUGGAGUUGACUCCCACAAAUCCCAUGACUUUGAAGCCACAUGCUCUCAAAUCACCAGCUCAGGUGGGAGUCUAUCAUCGCUUUCUCUUGUUUGGUCAGUUAACCCUAUAGCCGGAGACAGGGCUGUCAACCCCCCAUGUCUUCAAAUAUUGAGAAUUAAUGGGGAAGGGAUGACAGAUGAUGUCAUAAUGCACAGCACAUGACGUCAUUUGUGAAAAAAAAAUGUGCGAAAAAGAUGUUGGAAUUGUAACCGGAGUUUGUGAGGAAACGUUCGAUAUUAACGGUAAAAAUAGCUCAAAUAAGGCAAAAUAUUUGAAAUUUCAAUGUCAGAAUCCGAAACUACAAGAAAUGGCAAACUUCCGUGAUUAUCUGAAAGAUUUCAGACUCUAAAUCUGGAAACCAGGAGAAACGGCUUAAAAUCUGGAGUCUCCCAGAUUAUGCGGAAGAAUUGACAGUCCUGCGGAGAAAACAGCUGGCAUUUCAUGAUGCUACCACUGUGGUUUCCCUGAGCAGUGACUGCAGAAAUUCCUUACUGAUGACAUGUUACUACCCAGAUCUUGGUAGUGACGCGUCAUCAGUAUGGAAUUUCUGUGCUCGUUUCUCAGAUGUCAUUUUGCAGGGAAACCACAGUGGUAGCAUUACAAAAUGUCAACUGUUUUCUCAGGUUAUUAACCCUCAAGAGCAUUCAAAAUUUGUUUAAAAAAAUCCUUGGUCGUUUUUGUGAGUUACACAGUGCUUCCAAAGAGGUUUCAUUUUAAUACUCAGGACUUCAUCCACAGGAUUCAUUAAAAAAAGAGAAACUUUUAAUAUGUAGGUUACUUUUUCCCUGAAUUGAAGUUAUUUAACCCUUUAAGCCCCAAUAUCCACAUACAAAUUCUCCUGACUGAUCUCUAUACAUUUCCUUAAAGAAUUAGUUGAAAGAAUUUGAUAACAGAUCAAGGCAUUGUCUCUUGGAAGAUCAUUUUAUUAAUUCUCAUAGUUAACUUAUCUCUUAAGUAUAGAUAUUGUUAGGAGAUAAUUGAUGUUGGUCACUAUUGAGACUUAAAGGGUUAAGAUACAAAACACAUUUGUCGAAAUUAUCCUCCUAAAAUGAGGCUUAUCAUACAUUCCUUUUGCCCAAGGUGUUGAAUAGUAGCUGAAGUGGCAUACGUAGGCUCUGUGAAAGUCUGGUCAGAUCUGUUACUUUUGAAGCUGGUAUAACUCAUUCAGAAGCACUUUUUUGCCUUAAAUAUUAAUUCCACUGAAAGGAUUAACUUAAACAUAGAGUAACAGCGAGAUGUAAUGCCCUUAGUAACAUGCACUGUAGAAACAAUAUAACAAUCUAUAAUGAUGUUUUAACUCAGGUGUAAUGUAUUUAUUCAAUUGAGUGCCCUGGGUGCUCAUGUACUAAUCUUGAGAGUGGGCGCUUAUUCCACACUAGGCACAUAUUAACUUUUCGUUCCUACAAGGUUGGCGCUUUAUUUGAAGUUGUGCGCUUAAUCGAACAUUACAUUAAUUAAUUUAAUAAUAACUGACAUUUUAUACAGUUUAAAAAUAACAUCUAAUCUUUUCCUAUCAGGAUCAUUUGCUUCUUGUAAAAUAACUUUCCAAAGAAUUUCUAAAAUCCUCAGUGUCAACAUUUAAAAUUAAAAUCUUUUGCUUUCUCUCUGUGUGCUAUCACAUUCAUAAUUUUAGUUUUUCCGACUUGACAAAAUUGUAAAGGGUGACCUGCAUUUGAGAGGAAUCUGUUGAUCAGUGCCUGAGCAACUCUUUUUUUUUUUACACUGAAAUGAAUUUUUAGUAAUAGUAAUUCCAACUUUUGAGAAUCAACAAAAUAUUUUGCUAUAACCAUUCAAAUGAAACAUCUUAGUCUGGACAUUUUGAAUAAUGGUACUAAGAUUUCACAAGAUGAAAUUUAAAAAUUCUUCUCAAUUUUGACAUGGGCCUUUUGCUAAUGUGGGUUUUCUCUAUUUUCUGUCACAGGUUUUAGAGGAUGUGUGCCAGAAAAAUCAAUGGGGGAGUCCUGUUUACACGCUCCACAGCACUGUAGGACCUCAGGACAUGCAACUCUUUCUGCACAAGGUUGGGCUGAUUUUUCUGUUACAUUAUUAUGAACCAAAUAUAAAAUGCUGUGAAAAUUGGAUUUGCUUGUAUUAGAUUUCCUCUGACAAGCACCACCAAAACAAUGCUACCAGCCAUACCCCUUAUGUUUUUUUAAAAAUCGCUUCAUCUUCUUUUUAAAUUUGAUUAUUUCAAUAAGCCUAAAGGAGAACAAUCUCGUCUGCUGAGUCAGCAUCUCUAUCUCCAUGGUCUUGCUGAGUUCUUUUAAUAUUUAUGUGCAUUUAUAGUAAAAGCAAGAUAAGACAAGUUAUUAAGAUCCUUUCCACAUAAGCAGACAAAUCUUGAAUUGUCCUGAAUAUAAAGCUUAACUAACUCACAGGUAUUGAACUACUACCUUUUACCUCCAACAAAAGCACUGUUGCUGUUGUAUUUUGUUAGGUACUUCAUUGUGUGCCACACUGAAUACUAGUCCAUGUUAAUCUUUACUUAAAGGUAUCCAUUCCUGGAUUGGCCACCCAGUAUCAGCCUCCUAAGUUGUGCCGCACAGUUGAAGAAGCCAAGAGUUAUGCCUCAGAAUAUACACUUCAGCAACUUGGUAUUCCAAUAGAGGGUAUGUCUAGGUAAUAAAUAAAUUAUUUCCAAGAAUUUAAACUUAAUUCUUAAAUAUAUCACCAUGCAUAUUCUCCCAGGCAUUCUCCCUUCAUUUCCUACAGCACUUAUCAGGAGAAAUUAUACAUCAAUCAAGAGCUUGUUCAUAUUUCUUGGUGAUUUUUUCCUUAGUCACAACUAUAAAAAAAUUCUCUCAUCUAAUUGGCUUUUGGCAGCCCUAAUUUCAGCACAUGUCAGGCUUAGUAAUAUUGGAAAGGAUAUGCAAUCACAUGUGCUGUAAUGGGAGCAGUUCUUGAAUUAUUUUUACUUGAAUUAGUUCUUCGAAGGUUUUACCCAUCAUGUAAUAUUGCACAAAAUGUCUUGUAUUCUGAAAACCUUAAAGGCAACUUUAAAAAAAGUUGAGCUUGGAUCACUGUUUAUAAAAAUAAAGUUUCUAUCUCGCUGGUUUGUUUUCUUGCAUGGUGCUUGAGUUCUAUAGUUGCUACUUUUAAAUUUAAACUUGUGGUCAGCAGCUUUGGUAGUGGUACCUGCUAGGUACAUGAACUUCAUUAAUUCGCUCUGGUUUUCUCAAAUGACUCCAACAUUUGCAGGAAAAACAUUAAACUGACUAAAAGGGCAAGAGAAAUUUGUAGCCUUCGAUCGUAACAGAGUACUGAAAAGGGUAACUCUCAAGGUGUUAUUUAUAUUUUAUUAAUAUUUCAGUGGUGACCACAACGGCAGCAGAUAUUCCCCCAACUACUGGAACCCCAGUACCUUCUACAGCAACCUAUGUAGCCCGCCCUUUACCCCCAGGUAUGUUGAACAAAUCAGCAACAAUUUUAUGUAGCCUGUACUCUUUAUAACCGUAGAAGUGAACUCAAGGGUGCAUGGUUUCACUGCAAAGUUAUGAGCAUUUUGACCUCAUUCCUGUGGUUGAUAAGAAUAUAAACCCAGGAAAAUUGAUAUCAAUUUCUUUUUUACGAUAACAUUGGCAGCUGCUUAAGUCCAUUUCUGUUUAAGUUUCUCGGAAAAAAAUUGCAUGUGAGAGUAAGAGAAAAACGAAUUGCUCCAUCACAUCAUUGUCAUGCCAUAUACUCUCAUCUACCAUAGCUCUUGAGCAAUCAGUGCUAGGAAUAUCACUCUGUGUACAAUAUUUUAUUUAGACAAAGGAAUUGAUUAUGAAGGUCUAACAAUAAUUUCAAACAAAUAAGAGAAUGGUUGCCACAUGCCAGAAAAAUAGUCAGGGUAAAAAUAAAAUUCUUCAUGAUCACCAAAAAAAUCAGGAAAUUUUAUUUGUAAGUCAGAGAAAAUUGACAUUUUGAAGAAAAGUCAGGGAAAAUUGAAAGAAGAACCCCCCUGAUUUAAAGGGGCUAUGUAAUGGCUGUGUGGAUCAUAUUAUUAACAUUGCCAGUUACAAGUCUAUGGAACUUAACAUUAGCUGAGAAAUUUCUAACAAAUGACAAAAUCCCUGCUUCACAUCUAACAAAUAAUGUCUCAAGGAUUUUUUCAAACGUCAUAGACAACAAAAACAUUAUUGAACAAUUUUUCAGUCCCAAAACUUCCUUUGUUUGCCUCUAUAACCAUAAAUGACCUAAAGAAAGACCCUUACUUGUAUUAACAUAAUUGUAAAGGAAAAACAAGGACCUCUUUCCAGCUUAUCUCUAGUAAGCUUACAGCACUUUGAACAGUGACCAAUGUAUGUCUCUUUUGUUUAUCAGUCUUCAGUACUGUUUGUGGGGACUAGUAAUAAUUUCAUAUUUACAUUUUUUUUCUUUUCCCUGCAGGGGCCUACAGCCUGCCGAAUUCUGGCCGACCAAUCAGUAGUGCAGAGGCCGGCUCCUAUGCCUCAGGUUAUGUACCAAUUAGUAAUGCCCCCAGUAGUGUUGCUUCUGCUGCCGUGGUGGCUAAACUGCAGGGCUCUUGGCCUGGAGGAGUACCGCCCAAUCAGGAUGCUGCAAUGUAUGGAAAUUAUGAUGGAUAUCCAACUGGUGAACAGGGCGGUUAUCCACAGAAUAUUUAUCAGCAGUAUUAGUGGCUGAAAUUUUUAGACUUAAUACAAUCAGUGAUGUGGUGUGGAGAGCAAGGCAGAAGUCACUUGACCUUAUUUAAAUUUUUCAAGGAAUGUUCCAGUGUAACACAGGUUGAAUGCAAGUCAUAACGAUAACUUGCCUGACUAAACCUGCUCAACAUUUCCUGCACAAACAAGUUUCAGCUGUGAUUUUUUUUUACAAGAAAGGUCAUUUCUUAGGAGACUGAGCACAGUGUGACAGCUGUUGAUAUUUUUAAAGGCUGUUAAAAAAUGGGAUCUUGGCCUCACAAUCCAAACACAUACUGAAUGUUUACAAUUUAAUGGGAUAAGGGUGGCAGCAGAUGUUUAUUCUGUGAACAGUGUAUGUGUUCUAGUGUCUUUGUGUCAUAGAUAAGGGUCAUUAUUAGAGAGGGUUAUGUCAGAAUUAUUUCAUCUUUUUUUUUGCUGGUUUAAGUGAUCAUUAGUUCGAGUAGUGGAAGAAUUCAAUAGCUAUAUGCGGCAAAUUAAAUUUUAGGCCAUUUGUAUGGACCAAAGAAGGCACACAAUAAAGGCCUAUUUUACUGUCAUUGACAAAGUUACAACCAGCUUAAUAGCUUUUUUUUUAAAUGAAUUUUUUCAGUGCUUUAUGUCAUGGUUUUACAGGAAGAAAGAAUUUCCAAGUCACAAACAAAGCGUAUUUCAAUAUUAUAAAUUUAUUCGUACUUGCGUCCUAUUCGCUAUUUUAUUGUCUUAUAACUGUAUCCAUUUUAAGUCAUCCAAAGCAAAGAGAAAAAAGAAAAGAAGAGUUUUAGUUUAUAUUUUUGUUAGAGAAAACUCAGAUAUUUAUAGACAAACAGGGCUCAUUGUUGGUCGUUUGGAACUGAACGCUUGAGAACUGGUGUAAAUACUGAAAAUGCUGCUCUUGAGGUAUUUUAAAUGCACAUGCGCUGUGUACCACAGGAUUUCGUGUAAGCUUUGUCCCUUGGUCAACUAGUGUAUGUAAUAUGAGAACAUAAGGUUUUGUUGCGGGAAAAACCGGGUGAGAUUUUGGGUUUGAUUUUUUGGGGAAGAAUGUUGGACAAUGCUCUUACAUGAAUCUGUGCAAUUAUUUCACUACACAUCGUUCACCCAAGCACUUUGUAUAUUUUCAUCACGAGGUUCCUUGAACGUUAUGUACAGUUAAAAUCUCUUUAAAAAUGAAAUAAGUCUUUUAUAAAAUUUCUUGAGCUUGCUCUUUUCUAUUCAAGAGGCUGAAAGGAAGUAGCCAGGAUAUUGUUACGAAUUGAACGAUUUCUGUUGGGACAGACUUGCUCCUCCUAAACAUCAACGGUUAAAUUUGUGUAAAUGCUCAUCUCUGGGAAAUGUGUGUAGAGGAAUCCUUCUAUUAACAAUCGGUGGUGAAGUUGUGGAGUAAAGAAAGUGUUUGCUCAAAGAAAAGGAACUAAAUAACGCGUGGAAACAGUUCAAGGUGAAUACCUGAACAUUUUUCUGCAUCCUGCAAAGAAGAAAGCUUUACAACACUCACCCUUAAGACUGAAGGAAAAUCCUUCUGUAUGUUCAUUGAAAGGUUGCCUUUGAGUUAACAGCACUGACCAUAAAUACUGACGGCUCGUUUGUCCGUCUUUAAAACGAUGGCAUUCGCUCGUCGGCUCUUCCUUCCAGCCCUUCUUAUUCAACAAAAAAGUAGAAUUUUUCUUCAAUGGCAAGUUACUUUGUUUAUAGGAUGUUUAUUCUAAUAAUGCUGUUAAACAAAAAAUUCACCGGAAGUAAAAACAAAUAGGAAUUUUUUUCAAGUCUGUAUGUUACAAUUUGAGUUCCAUUAAAGAUACCAACACAAAAGUCUAUUUACAAUUUAACAAGAAACUGCCAACGGUGCCGAGCUAUAGAGCCUGAUUUAAGUGAAUGAAACAAUUAGUCUCUUACGUUACCAGUCAUGGUCUUGUCACGCAAUGCCUUCCGCCUCAAAGGAGACAGGGGAUUGCGUGACCUAGGUGCGUAGAAAACUAAUGUAGAAUUGCAUAAAUAUGUUUAUUAGUGAUGUAGUGAUAAUUAUUUAGUGAGUUACUGUUAGAGAAAUGAAGGGAUAGUGAAAGUUUCGAAACUCACGAUUUUCUCCACCAGCCAUUUUGGCCUUCUUGUGCAGCAGAGUUUGGAAUCUAUGUUUCAUUUAGUCCAAAGAGAAUAGUGACAUAUAAACAAAAAAUUCGUGAGUUUCAGGUUUGUUUGCCCAGCUAGGAUUUGAACGGAGGGAAGAUAACCAGCGCUUGCGACAUUUCAUCAGGCCAGUUGUCUUUUUUUAAGGGCUGGUUAGGUAAAUAUUACAAAUAUAGCAUAAUCAUGAAUCAAAUAACGGUACAAUUGAAAAAUAAGCCACCAAUAA